GCUUUUUAGUAAAGAGGAAGUGUUAAAACAUUGUUGGGAUCAGGUUGGAGGGAUUCGACUAAACAUCAGCAUCUAAAAAGUGACUGGCUGUCUCUGUCUCUUGCGUGGUAGCUCUAAGGAAGAAGGCGUGACUAUACAGACACAACCACAACGACAACAAUAUUGAACUGCGCCCAUGUUACAGUCCUAACCUAUUUCGAAUGCAUCGGACAUAAUAAUAAAGGAGACAACAAGUGCACGCUAUAACAAGUUUGUUGGGGAUAAGUUAUCUGAUGUUAGGCAGCAGAGGAAGAUGCAUUUUCUCUUUCAACGCUGAAGAUCAACGCCUGUUCAACAACAACAAACAAUCUCGUGGACGUGAACUAGGAAACGGGCGAUGCCAUGACCGUCUGUUAGUUUUACCGGAUGAUUUCUAUCGGAUUAAGCUGUAAAUUCACCAAACGAGACAUACGGCAUCGAUUUAGUCGCCAAAAAGCAGCGCGCGGACGAGUCGGAAACUCGCGCGCCAUUGAAAACAAAAUUUGUUCUGUUUUAAACAGAGUUCCGACAAUCUGAGGCUGUUAGACAUAAGUGCCUCUUGCACUACUGGUGUCCCCACCCCAGGCAGGUGUGACUCGUUCGUACGACGUCACAAAUGCGACCAUGGGAAGUAGCAGUGAGUAGGCGGCCAUCAACAGCCCCCUUAAACCAGAGGAGGGUCGUCGGGGAGCCUUGCAUCACCCCUCUGCACUUCAGGAGAAGUCCUCCAGUACGACGUCAGUGGGGACAGCGGGAUAGACCUACUGUGCACACUUCCCUUCAUCAGGAUGAGAACUUUCACCACCCUGUCUUCUCCCAGCAUCAGCAGAUUCAUUUAGAUGAGUCCAGGCAAUAUAGCCACACCAGUGCACCUCCACGCAUGCUGCAUACUGCCACACAACCCCCACCACAGAGCUCCAUCAUGGUGGAUCUUCACGAACAGAUGCAUCAAGGAUCAGUUCCGAUAUCUUACACAGUUACCACGGUGACGACCCAUGGUUUUCCCAUCCACACCGGGCAACCUAUCCCAGCCUGCAAUGCUCAGCAGCUCCCAGCAUGCUCGGUAAUGUUCAGCGGACAGCUCUCUCUGCUCUGCUGCCUUCCUCCUCCACUCAUUCAGGCCUGCACCAUGCAGCAUCUGCCUGUGUCCUAUCAGACAUUUCCACCGCUGAUCUCCAGUGAGCAUUUCAUCCUGCACCCCAGUCCACCAGUGCCACCCCACCAGCCUCCUCAUCUGCCUCCACUCAACCAGUUUGUCCCCAUACAGCCCCAGCACCCGCGCAUGCCUCUGCAGAGGGUGGAGAAUGAAGUGGAUCUGCGAGGAGACCAGCAUCCGUUAGGAACAUUCUCGUAUCCUCCAGCCCACCAUCCACCAGCAAUGGCCCCCUCCGUGCCCCUCCAGUACCUCCCCCAGGAGCCCCUCCAUCAAGAGCUACCCUACGGAGUGCCAUAUCCGCACAUGCUGCCGAGGCGUAUAACUGGACAGAGGUACCGAUUACAGCAGCCUCUGCCUCCCCCGCCCCCUCCGCUGCCCUACUACCCGGGCUUCUUACCAUACUUCCUCUCGAUGCUUCCUGUGCCUCCAACUGCUGUGGGUCCUGCUAUCAGUCUGGACUUGGAUGUAGAUGAUGUGGAGAUGGAGAAUUAUGAGGCAUUAUUAAACCUUGCUGAGAGACUCGGAGAAGCGAAACCUCGAGGACUAACGAAAGCCGAUAUAGAGCAACUUCCGUCGUACAGGUUUAAUUUAGAAAACCACCAAUCUGAGCAAACUCUGUGUGUUGUAUGCUUUAGUGAUUUUGAGUCAAGGCAGCUACUUCGAGUAUUACCAUGCAACCAUGAAUUUCAUGCAAAAUGUGUGGACAAAUGGUUAAAGACCAAUCGCACCUGUCCAAUCUGUCGAGCCGACGCGUCUGAAGUUCACCGCGAUGUGGAAUGAGUUCAGGUUUUUGUCCAUCACUGGAAAACAGCACAAAUCCUUGAGUGUGUUCUGUGAGUGGGGACACCUGAUCUCCAGCCAAACGCAAAUCUACCCCCACCCCACUCCCAACCCCACCUCUACAAUAAGCAAUCUCAGAAUUUGUACCGAACCUGUUUGACCUCUGCUGUGUGUCAUUGUGUGAGUUCCACGAAAGCUACUGCCGCCUAUAGCCACAUCCGAGUUCUGGAAUAAUGACCGUUUUUUGUUUUGUUUCCUCUUUCUUUUUCAUCAACCUGCCCUUGUUUCGCAGAUUCCAAAGAUAACCUGUAAUCCGUGUUGUGUUGGCAUAUUCGUUUACGCCGUUGAAUAUUCUCUAGUUGUUUGAUCACAGAUAAUUAAAACCGUGCUUUAGUGUCAUUAGGGACCACGGGAGUGGGCCUGGAUGAUG
Messenger RNA from Carassius auratus (goldfish), 2384 nucleotides. Its product is annotated as RING finger protein 44-like. Lineage: Eukaryota; Metazoa; Chordata; Actinopteri; Cypriniformes; Cyprinidae. Gene Ontology annotation, molecular function: ubiquitin protein ligase activity. The transcript has 11 exons. Gene Ontology annotation, biological process: protein ubiquitination. The coding region runs from base 635 to 1954 and encodes 439 amino acids. The record is from RefSeq and is a predicted model, not a curated record.